CCCCUCUGCAUCCAGGCUCGUAAACCAGGCUCAUAAAGAACCCAGGCUCAUAAGGAUCCCAGGCCCACGCUGCAGCACCCGCAGAGGACGUGCCACAGCAUAGCAUGACUGCUCUUCACCCUGCAUGCCAUGCCCUUCCCCAACAGCUCUGACCUCAGCCCAUCCUCCUUCAUCUUGGCCAGUAUCCCAGGGCUGGAGGCUGCCCAUUUCUGGAUGGCGAUCCCUUUGUGCUCCGUGUACGUUAUGGCUGUCGCAGGCAACUGCAUGGUGCUGUUCAUCGUCAAGACGGAGCCCAGCCUGCACGUUCCCAUGUACUUCUUCCUCUGCAUGCUGGCUGCCAUCGACCUGGCCUUGUCCACCUCCACGGUGCCACGUGUCCUCGCCUUCUACUGGUUCAACACCAGGGAGAUCAGCUUUGGAGCCUGCCUCGUCCAGAUGUUCUUCAUACACACGCUCUCGGCCAUUGAGUCCACCAUCCUCCUGGCCAUGGCUGUGGACCGCUAUGUGGCCAUCUGCCACCCGCUGAGACACGCUGCCAUCCUCACCAACGCCACGACAGCAAAAAUAGGGCUGGCAGCCAUGGUCAGAGGAGUUCUCUUCUUCCUGCCCUUGCCUUUGCUCCUGCUGCCCCUUCCCUUCUGCAGCUCACGGGUGCUGUCACACUCCUUCUGCCUGCAUCAGGACGUGAUGAACCUGGCCUGCGCCAACACGACCCCCAGCGUGGUGUAUGGCCUCACCGCCAUCCUGCUGGUCAUGGGGCUGGACGCCCUCCUCAUCUGCAUCUCCUAUUUCCUGAUCCUCAAGGCUGUCCUGCGGCUGGCAUCGUGGAAGGAGAGGCUCAAGGUGUUCAGCACCUGCAUUGCCCAUAUCUGCGUGGUCCUGGCCUUCUACGUGCCACUGAUCGGGCUGUCAGUGGUGCACCGGUUUGGGAAGGAUCUGGCCCCGCUGGUCCAUAUCAUCAUGGGGAACAUCUACAUCCUUGUGCCAGCUGUGCUCAACCCCAUCAUCUAUGGGGUGAGGACUAAAGAGAUACAGAGGAGGAUCCUAAAUUUCAUUCACAUACACAACAACAGAACUGCCCAGUGACUUGUGCUUGGAUGUUGUGUCCUGUUCCCACUCACUGUCUCAACUUGUUUUACACUCAGAGUCCUUGGAGCUGGGGCUGUCCUCUGUGCAGCACUCAGCACCCUGUAGGAUCCUCUAAGGUGCUAUCACAGGGUAAAAAGAAAAUAACAGCUGCAAACUGCUUCCAAGAGUGCUUACUCCACCAAACCUGGAGUGAGUCUACCAUGAUGAUCCAAAUCCAACCCUGACCCAGCAGAAAAAAUGUCUCAGCAAACUAACGGAGUCUUGACACUGCACUUCUUUGUCCCCAUCUCCUCUCUAAUUUGCACAGCUGAGUGAAUGCCACAGUCGUUCCUGAAUGAUUCAGAUUAAUUCAUGGGUUUUGCUCGUGAUGUGCUCACUGUCCAAAAACAUUUUAGCAAAGUUUUUGGCUAAAAUUUAAGUGAAAUAACUGCGGGUAACCUUAAAGGUGCAGGAAUGCACUUUAAAAGUGCUCCACCUCUAUAGUCCUGUUCUGAUCUACUGGGUGUCCAGUUAACACAGCUCCGACCCCUCACAGCUCACAGCUAUUGACAGGGGUUGUGAAAAUAAUUUUCAUUUAUAAUUAUAUUCUGGAAAACCAGCCUCUCAAGAGAGAAAUGAGGAAGUUGUAAAUGUGAGGGAUAGUCCCAGCUGAACGAAUCACUAUUUCCUAGUGGAAGGUGUUUUAUUCUUUGACUUCACACGUGUAUGAAUUUCCAAAUGAGCUCAAGAUCUCCACCUUCCAGAUUUUUCUUACAAUUCCAAGGUAUUCUGCAUUAAAUCAGAAUAUCUCAUAGCCUCUCCUCACAAGAGUCUCACAACUCUUCUUUCAGUGGGAAGCUAUAAAACUCUUUAAAUGUGAUGGAAGCCUUCAAGUCUUGGAGCCAAUGAAGAUGUGAAAGAUGAUGCAGUGAAGUGCAUUUGUUUAGGCUGGCCUUCACCAAUCCACAGGCACAUGCUUAGAAAUGUAGCUUACCAACACUGUUUUUCUGGAGAAUAGAAAAGAAAAAAAGAACAAUGUGCAAGACAUUUUUCAUUGACAUCAUCUCAUAAUUUGGAAAAAGGUUAAAGACCUUGGGAAGGGAUGUUGUGUAAUUGGACUUGCAAUGAAGCACACUGAUUUAAAGAUGUUCUCAUAUCUUUUCCUUCCCCAAUCCAUUGAAAAUCUUUAUGUACUUCGUCUUUGUAAAAAUGAUUUCUUCUUCGUAAAUAGAAAAAGAUCCAAGCAAUCCUUUCUUUUCCCUCUUGGCUUAAUCUCUCGCCUUGUUGCUUGUUGGCUAUUUUAAACUGUGCUCUCCAUCCCCGAGGUAGCUGUGGAGUCUCCCUCCUUGGAGAUCUUCAGAAGCCAUCUGGGCUGCAUUGCCACGGGCAGGAAUGUGUUUGCUGUUCCCACAGAUCGACUCUGGAGCAGCCCCUGGAAUUCCUCUGGUGAGAGGGCUGGGUGAUCUCUAGCUGGCUGUCUCUACACAGGUGAGUAACAGAGAGGAAGUCAUCUGGGAGCAAAACCCUUCAUGUCAGGACAUCUCACAGAUGACCAGAGGUACCAGGGACUUUCGUGAUCUGUGCUCCAUUAGGAGAUCCAGGAGCUCUUGAACACUGCUAUCUCCAUCAGCAGAAUAUUAUCAAAGAAUCCAUGGGGCAAUUCGGGUUGGCAGGGAGCUCCAAACAUCUCCAGUCCAAACUCCCGAUCGGCGCAGGGUCAGAUUCAGGGUCAGAAAGGAAGCAAAGCUGUUCAUCCAGUCUGCUGCUGAAAGCCUCCAAGGACAGAUGUAGGACAGCAUCUUUGGGCCUCUGUUGCAAUGAUUGACUGUCCUUACUAUGACUUUUUUUCCUCUUUUUAUCUGGCUUGAACCUCUCAUUUCAACUCACACUUGUGUCUCUCAUCCUCCCACUGCACCACGCUGUGAAAGCCUGCCUUCCUCUUCCCAGUUACGUCCUCAUGGGCAGGGAAAGGCUGCUCAUCUUGGGAAGAGCCAAAGCUCUGAAGCUGAACAAGCCUAUUUUCCUCCUCAAGUAUCACUGAUCCAGCCCCAGCCACCCUGCUAGCUAUCAGAUGAAUAUUCUCCCCACUGUCAGUGCCUUUUAUGUGCUAGGGCCCCAAACUGGAUUGGCUAUCUAGAUGUGGUUUAGCAAGUGCUGGGUAACCCCUCGAGGACACGGCCUAUCACUGUCUAGAAAAGUCAUCCCAGCACCCAAAACAAUGAACACUGGGAGGGACAGGUAGAGAAGGAGAAAAGACCAAAACAGAAAUGCCAGGGGGUGUAAUUCUGCACUGGCUCACAACAUACAUGUGGAAUCAUGCUUUGCAGUCAAAGAGUCAUAGGGUGCUUUUUUUUUAGUGCUAAAUGGAUCAGAAUCCUUGGGGAAAGCCCACAGAAUUUUGUUUAGCUAUGAAAAAAAAAAAAAAAAAAAAAGCAUUUUGGAAAACAGCA
Messenger RNA from Centrocercus urophasianus (Greater sage-grouse), 3518 nucleotides. RefSeq names its product olfactory receptor 51E2-like. The coding region runs from base 130 to 1086 and encodes 318 amino acids. The record is from RefSeq and is a predicted model, not a curated record. The transcript is spliced from 2 exons. NCBI's taxonomy places the organism in Eukaryota, Metazoa, Chordata, Aves, Galliformes, Phasianidae. Gene Ontology annotation, molecular function: olfactory receptor activity; G protein-coupled receptor activity. Gene Ontology annotation, cellular component: membrane. Gene Ontology annotation, biological process: G protein-coupled receptor signaling pathway.